GUUCCUUAGGUCUCUGUCGCCCCAACUCUUGCUCUCUUCCUGUGCCCGCCCCCUUGAAUGCGCAGAGAAGACGUGCUCUGUGCAGUGGCCAGAACCACGAAACACCUGAGAACUGGCCCACGAAACUGGUCGUGAUGAGAGAAACCAGUACGGUGCAACCCAACUCCGGCGGGAACAGCAGCUAUGGUCGGCAAGGGCAUGGAACUUGCUUGCGACCAACUCUUUUUGGAAUGCGGAGGAGCUGCUCAGAGUGCGGACGGAAAAAGAAGAGGCGCUGUGUGAAGUCACGCAGCCCAUGCAAGUUCAGCAAACGGCGGUGGCAUCUCCCCAAACCACCCCAGCAGGAAGGACGGCCUCAGCGACUUCAUGGUGAUGGCACGCACGGCAGAGAGCCUCUUCUCAAAGCUACACCACCCGGCGAAUUCGCAACAUCUGGCCUGUUGCCUAUGAAGAGGUUCAGGUUGAGUGCAUCUCCGGCGAUUGGUCUGGUGGGAAUGCAGGAGAACACCUUCCUUACCGACUUCUUCGGUUGCGUUGGGUUUCUCCCGCUGACCACCCAGAGGCACAUUCGCGAGACAAUGGUGAAGAUGAUGGCAUCCCCGGCCUCUCGAAGACAGUCAGCGGCCGGGACCGACUGUGACGAGGCCCCGGAACUCAAUCUUCUUAUGGGCCCGUCGACCUGCAUCUUCUGGUGUGCCGUUGCCCUGGGGGCGCUCGUGUCGAAGUAUUCUGAACUGGCACAGAAAGCGCUGGCAACGAGCUACCCGGGACCCGCAGAUCUGGAGGUCGGAAAGGCGUGGGCAAUUCUGGCCUACCUGUACGGCUUCAUGGGAAACUUGGGGUUCGCCGAGAUUGUCAAGCACAAAGAUAUCGCCAACUCGUCCUGCGGACAGUGGGAGAAGAAGUCGUUUUGCGCCCAAGAGCAAGCUACUCCGCAGUUGAAGGAAGCUGCCACGGAAGUCGAGUUAUAUCAAUAUGUCGCUCAGUCAUUCAGAGCAUUUGAGCAAACUGUCCACGUAACAGCGAGCAUCAAUAGCGCGACGGCGGGCGAUCACCUAUGCCAGGCCGCGUCUGAUGGCAGGUCAGACACACUCCUCCAGUCCGACCACGUUCUUCUACCUGGGGAGGUAGCGAACGCUAUGGGGACGGUGUCAGCAAGUGGGAACUUUCUCGACUUUGAGCCGCUUGAAGAAGCAGUAGAUCGACCAAGCGUUCGUGGGGGCAUCGGCAGCCUCCAAGUUAACUCAACACUUGUCUUCAAGAAGGCAGCAAAGGGCGAUGUUCAUGGCGCCCUGAAGAGAGUAGGCCGCUGUGUCCAGAUUUUCGAGCGUUACCCUGGCUUGUGUCGCAGCAUGAUCGGAUGCCACCUGGCACAUAUGAUGCUGGUAUCUCUAGCAGCGAUUGGUGACCCCAGAGCUCAGGCGAUGUACGACAGGUUGCGGGAGUCCUACAAUUCGUGUCGCCCUUCUGGCUCGCGGCUCGUACCCCCUUUGGAGGAGUGGCACGGAGUGGUUGCCUUCUGCGACGAUGUCUAUUGCAGGGCGAUCGACCUCUUUGCCCACAAGCUCAAGGCUUUCUCGGCGCCACCCGUUAACAGCAUCGACGCCCCCGUGGAAACGGAGGGCGCGGAUGCGGACAGAGCCAAGGGCGAGACCGCUCACGAAGGAAUAAGUGACGGGGGCGGGGUGGAGGAGGAUACGGAGGACGAUAGCAUUGGCGCAGAGGAUUGGCUGGAUGUGACCUAUUCCAUGUUAGAUGCACUUUGA
This is a messenger RNA of Ectocarpus siliculosus, 1766 nucleotides long. The record is from the annotation of a GenBank genome assembly. NCBI's taxonomy places the organism in Eukaryota, Phaeophyceae, Ectocarpales, Ectocarpaceae.